CCACACUGAGCGCCUCUUCGAGAAGGGACACAGGAGGACGGCGGCUUGUCUCCGAAGACCCCUCGCAGGCCGCCUGCUCAGCCCGUUCAUUUGAGUUUGCAUGUUUCUCUGCACUAUGGAUUUUGAGCAUUUAGAUUCCUCUCAUCAAGUACAUUUCAACCACUACAGUAGACCUUUUCUCUCUCGAGGCAUCGUGCACUGCACGAGAGCAGCCAGAAGUUGAGGGAAAAGUAAAGUUAAAGUCGGUUCUCUUUCAUAGCAACAUGUGUUGUCUGACAUUCAGCCAGCUUUUUAGAUUUUUUUCCAGUAAUUUCCCUGUUUUCCUGCCCUGUCCUCACAAAAACCAGCUAGAAUGUCUCCAGGAGUCCGGAGCCUCUCAGGACCGUGUAGCUCUAAGCCUAGGAGUAGACUGUGUAGAAUAGUGCUCUUGUGUAGACGGCGCACGGGUGCCCUGGGGGUGCCCGGGGCGUUGCAAUGCUUCCUGCCUCUGCUUUGCAGGAAUUACAUGAACGACAGCCUGCGCACGGACGUCUUCGUGAGGUUCCAGCCUGAGAGCAUCGCCUGCGCCUGCAUCUACCUUGCCGCCCGGACGCUGGAGAUCCCUUUGCCCAAUCGUCCCCAUUGGUUUCUUUUGUUUGGAGCAACUGAAGAAGAAAUUCAAGAAAUCUGCUUAAAAAUCCUGCAGCUUUAUACCCGGAAAAAGGUUGAUCUUACACACCUCGAAGGUGAAGUGGAGAAGAGAAGGCACGCCAUUGAAGAGGCCAAGGCACAGGCUAAGGGCCUGCCGCCUCCUGGCGCCCAGGUUCUGGACAACACUGCAGGGUUCUCACCUGCCCCCAAGCUGGCAGAAUCUCCCAAAGAAGGGAAAGGAAACAAGCCUUCCCCGCUCUCUGUGAAGAAUGCCAAGAGGAAGACGGAGGGCAUGAAGAAAGCCAAGGCUGAUAGCCCAGUGAAUGGCUUGCCGAAGGGGCGAGGGAGCCGAAGUCGGAGCGGGAGUCGGGAGCAGAGCUACUCGAGGUCCCCGUCGCGAUCUGCUUCUCCUAAGAGGAGAAAAAGUGACAGUGGCUCCACGUCUGGCGGGUCCAAGUCACAGAGCCGCUCGCGGAGCAGGAGUGACUCCCCACCAAGACAGGCACACAGAGGUGUUCCCUACAAAGGCUCCAAGGUGAGGAGCUACCGGAAGUCCAAGGACUGCAAGUACCCCACCCAGAAGCCACACAAGUCCCGGAGCCGGAGCUCCUCUCGCUCUCGAAGCCGCUCACGGGAGCGGGCAGAUAAUUCUGGGAAAUACAAGAAAAAAAGUCAUUACUAUAGAGAUCAGCGAAGGGAGCGCUCUCGGUCUUAUGAGCGGGCAGGCCAUCGCUACGAGCGGGACCACCCUGGGCACAGCAGGCACCGGAGGUGAGGCAUGGGGCUCCCGGAGCGCUGCCCUUGACCCUUGGCGUGCACACCUCAGCAUGCCUGGCCCCGUGGAGUGACUCUUUGUGGAGUCUGUUGAGUGGCUGUUGACUCUGGACCUUGUGAUAAGUUUGGAGAUGGAAUUGAGAGGCCGGCAAGGUGCCCUUUAGGCCGGACGGGGCACGGCACACACCUGUGCCAGCACGGGGCCCCCUCGGCAGCAGCCCCGUGGGCAGCUGGAGGCGGAAGCAGCCCCGUGCAUCCUGGUGGUGCAGCUUGGUGCUAACGGCAGGCCGUGUCUUCACUCCCGGACCGAUACUGAAUUACGUUAAGCCAAGAAAAUGACUUUUAGAAUCUUUGCCUAUAUUAGGUUGUACUUAUGUACAUAUUUUGCAGUGUUUCACAAUGAGAAAAUGGCCUUAAUAGCCCCUUAUUCUCUAUCCACCUUGUAAAUGUGUUUAAUACAAGUUAAAGCUAUAUAUGAAAACUCAGAACUUGAAUCCUGUCAGCUUAAAACUUGUGUAGAGAAUUCGGAUUUUUAAAAUGUGAAGGUAUUUAGAUCUGUGUUGAAAGUCGUAUAUUUUUAUCUGUGCGAUGCUGAGUGCAGGCCACCAGCUCCUAAAUAGAGAAGUUUCCUAUAUAUGCAUUUUACGUGGUUAAAUAAACAAUUCCCUCCACUCAGGACAUUUGGGGCGUUAAA
This is a messenger RNA of Suricata suricatta (meerkat), 2098 nucleotides long. RefSeq names its product cyclin-L2. Gene Ontology annotation, cellular component: nucleus. Gene Ontology annotation, biological process: regulation of transcription by RNA polymerase II. The record is from RefSeq and is a predicted model, not a curated record. The transcript has 6 exons. Gene Ontology annotation, molecular function: cyclin-dependent protein serine/threonine kinase regulator activity. Bases 353 to 1405 code for a protein of 350 amino acids. NCBI's taxonomy places the organism in Eukaryota, Metazoa, Chordata, Mammalia, Carnivora, Herpestidae.